AUGAGUCGCGACAUCGCCACUUGGUGCAAAACAUGCGUAGCUUGUCAACAAUCAAAAGUGACAAAGCACAACAAAUUUUUGCCCAAGCAUUUUGUUACUCCAAAUGCAAGAUUUGAUCAUGUCCACCUGGACCUCGUAAGACCAUUUGCCUACAGUCACGGCUACUCGCAUCUCCUCACCAUCAUCGAUCGUUACACGAGAUGGCCUGAGGCUAUUCCAAUUGCUGAUACCACGGCAGCGACAGUACUUGCUUCCAACGGGAUGGUGGAACGCCUCCAUCGAGACAUCGAAACAGCUCUCAUGUGCCACGGAAACAGCCAGGAAUGGGUUCGCUUACUACCCACAGUCAUGCUUGAACUGCGCACUCGUGUUCGUCUAGACACAGACGCCAGUCCAGCUGACUUAGUUUAUGGAAAAUCAACGAGAAUCCCCGGUGAUUUCUCACCCUUCACGAACGAAGAACCAAACGUCCGUCAAUUCUAUAACGAAUUCCGAGAUCGCAUGCAGCAACUGAGACCAGUUCCAAUCAGUCACAAGACAGCGAUCAAGCCAUUCUUGCACCAGGACAUUAAAAAAUUGACACGGCCCUACACUGGCCUGCACAAGGUCAUUUCUCGCAACAUGGAGAACCAGACCUUCAUCAUUGAAGUCAAUGGCACACAGAAGACAGCAUCACUUCAACGCUUGAAGCCUGCAUUCAUACUUCAAGAGGAUCCUGACGGCACUAAGGCUGACAAAACGCCUGAACCGAUCAAAAUUCCCGAACCAACGCAGCGUCUAGCAGAUGACACACCUCCCGCACCUCCUACUCCGCCUACAAUCGAUCCACCGGAUCUACCGACUCCCACACCUCAACCUCCCGUUCCCAAACGUACGAAGUUUGUGCCGAACAUUCUACGACGAAAUAAAAACAUUGAUUCGGCUCAGUCAAAUAAAGAGGUACCGAGAAAGCGAGUCUCAUUUGCGGCGAGGCCGAAGGUCAGAACCUUCAAACCUGAAAUACCGAUUUAG
Messenger RNA from Nasonia vitripennis (jewel wasp), 1011 nucleotides. RefSeq lists its product as uncharacterized. Gene Ontology annotation, molecular function: nucleic acid binding. The record is from RefSeq and is a predicted model, not a curated record. NCBI's taxonomy places the organism in Eukaryota, Metazoa, Arthropoda, Insecta, Hymenoptera, Pteromalidae. The transcript has a single exon. The coding region runs from base 1 to 1011 and encodes 336 amino acids.